This is a messenger RNA of Cokeromyces recurvatus, 156 nucleotides long. RefSeq lists its product as uncharacterized. The record is from RefSeq and is a predicted model, not a curated record. Lineage: Eukaryota; Fungi; Mucoromycota; Mucoromycetes; Mucorales; Mucoraceae. The transcript has a single exon. Bases 1 to 156 code for a protein of 51 amino acids.
AUGGAAUAUAUCUUAAUAAAGAUUACAGAUACAACCAUUGUCCUCAAAACAGUAACAAGUCAACAGACCCAUUUAGUUCAUAAGCCUACCAAGAUAACUGUUGCAGAAAAGGAACCCAAACAGCGAAAAAAAAAUAACUUAAAGACAGCUGAUUAG